Molecule: messenger RNA, 1307 nt
Organism: Hypoxylon fragiforme
Lineage: Eukaryota; Fungi; Ascomycota; Sordariomycetes; Xylariales; Hypoxylaceae
Exons: 1
Coding region: 165-1091 (308 amino acids)
Source: RefSeq, a predicted model, not a curated record
AGGGAGAUGCCCCACCAGCAGGGGCUAACAGAAUGCCAUAAAAGCCCGCGCUCACCACAGAUGGUCUCGGAUAACUUCUUAAUGCAACUCACAUCACCCUGUCCUAUAACCUGUCAUCGCCACCAAUAAGUUCCCUCACCAACUAGUACUUUUUUUUGCCUAUCAUGGUCACGCCCACGAGAUUUACAUGCUUCAGCAGACUACCACCGGAGAUACGGUUACUGAUAUGGAAGCACCACACGCUUCCAAACGGUCCUAUCAUGUACCUACCGCCUGGUCUGGGCUCGAGUGUACGAUAUAUUAGAUAUUCUCGUUCUUACCGGAGAAUUGAUAUGUCUACUGCUAGACGUCUAUUGUGCGUGAACAUGGAGGCAAGAACCGCGGUGAUAGACAACCGGGAAGUCGUUUAUGUUGAGUUUCCUUAUUUGGGGGUAGGGCCAGAUAUUACAGUUCGAGAUUUGGAACCAAGCUGUCGGCCCCCCAAGAAUAACCUCGACUGGGAGAGGAACACUUUCUCGUACCUAAUGUACCUACGCAACCCAAAAUCAUUCUUUCUUAUGGAUGGCUCUAGUGUUAGCCAGGUCCAGAACAGUACCAAAAAUCUCGUCAUGAUUCCCAUGGGUAGGGGUCUCGCUGAUUUGGAUGACCGUUCCAAAAGUCUCGCUUUCGAUGAUUGGAACUGGAGACCAGACUAUAUGCAAUUACUCCUCCGCUCCCUGGGAGAAAAUCUACCACUUUUCACCUCGACUGAGACAUUCCGCCGUAUGGUAAUCCACGCAAAGAGCACCGACGCAGAGUAUGAGAGUCGAUGUCGCGAGAAUGAUGAUUCACGUGAUAUUGACUGCCCUUGUCAAGCCUUCUACGAAAACGAAAUGAUGCCGAUCCCAUGUCCGCUUUGCUUAGGAUCUGAACUCUUUCCGCGUUCAGCCAAAUUUCUUCGACAUUUCAGGUUGUGUGGCCCAUCGAACAGCCGGCGCGGCAGCCUAUUCAGAAGUGUCGUCGAGGAGGGUUUAUCAGCGACGGAUGAGAAUGCUUUCAGAAACUAUCAGCGAAGAGUCGAUGCUUAUGCUUGUCGGUCAUAUUUCCCAUAAAGAGUGAGGCGUGUUACACGUACUUUUUCCGGUUCUCGAUCCUGCCCUGGCACCAAUGCCAUUGGGAACUACCACUUCAGUAUUGCUUAUGUAUUAGGAAUCUUGGAACACAUGAUCACUUUUGAGAGGACUGCCAGGUUUUUCACUUGCGGGUAUCAGUAGUGCUCAAGACCUCAUUUAUCUCCUGUCGAUUUUUUCAGUCUUUUUCUACCCCCG